UAUGGGGGCUUCCUGCACGACAUUAUAAAGAGGUGCCUUCCUUCGGCCUCCCCCUAACAGUGCUGCUCAGAGCCAGUGGAGACGGAGGGUGAGUCCCUGCUCCACGUCUUUGACUGUAGACUCAACACCGAGCCGGGGGUUUGACGUCAGCGCGGUGCACGUUAGCUCUCGUCCCUGCUGGUCGGGGUACGAGUAGGGAGCUGGUCUCACCUAACAGAUGUGUCUGGGACACUCCAGUCUAUUUAUUUUAUCAAUUACAAAUAGACACAGAUGAGCAUAAUGGAAGGAUUCCGGGUCGACAGAGGGCAGGAGAUGAGGUCUUCUGCCCCGGCGGAGGGAUACGUGAAGGAGUUCACGCGCCACUCCAGCGACGUGCUGCUGAACCUGAACGAACUCCGGCACCGCAACGUCCUGACUGACACCACCCUGGUCGUCGGCAACGUACAUCUACGGGCGCACUGUGCUGUGCUCGUGGCCUGCAGUGGGUUCUUCUACUCGCUGUACUCCCGCCGUGUGCUGCUUCAGGGCAGCGGGGAGCAGCUCAUGACCGUGUCCCUCCCCAACGCCUUGGACCCAUCCAUCGUGUCCCUGCUGCUGGACUUCAUGUACACCUCGCGCCUCCCGCUGACACCGAGCACCGUCCCCGGGGUGCUCACCGUGGCGGCCUACCUGCAGAUGGACCACGUGGCCGACACCUGCCGGGAUUUCAUGCAGCUGCACUGCAGGGAGAAAAUGAGUGCAAGACAUCCUCAACUGGAGCUGGACUCCAGGGUGUCUGUAGCCUCUGUAGCCCCCAGAGGAGGGGACCUGCCCAAUGCAGGACCCCAGAGAUUACUCCCAACAGCAGUGGCAACAAGGGUCCCUGCGGAUGUCGGGGGCUCUCUCAUGCCAGGGGCUUUCCCGACUGGCCAGCCCGGGUCAAAGGAGCUGAAAGAGCCCGAGCUGCCCCUCAUUGGCACCCCGACUCCGUCUCCAGACAGCCCCGCCCGCUCCAGCUGCCAACCAAACUCUCCAGCAGAGUCCAACACCUGCAACAAAAACCUUGUGAGCGAUAUCAAAGUCACGCCGGACCCAAAGGCAUGCAAUUGGAAGAAAUACAAGUACAUCGUCCUCAACCCUCUCUGUGCAGCCACCACGGUGAAGGAAGAGGAGAUGGAGGAGGCACAGAGUCACGAGUCACCCGUCGCCGACAGGAUGGGCUCGACACCUAAAGCAACAGAGGCGUGGUCUGGAGAAGUGCCCGGUCAGAUUGAUAGACAGGGGCAGGCCUCCUGCUACGAGGGUUCUGGCCGAGCCCCUCCCCUCGGGCCACCCCCCUCUGUGGAUCCCCCAACAGUGCCUCACACUCACAAGCAGGGAACAGUCUCACCCUGCACCAUUUACCCAAACCUGCACCCCGCUGAUCCAGGAGCCGCCCAACAUGCAAUCAAGCGUGAGAACUGCUAUGUGCCCUACUGUUACUCUGGCAACCUUCAAGGAACCAAGACUGUCUGCUCAGGUGACAAGCCGUACCGCUGCAAUGUGUGCGGCGCCCAGUUCAACCGACCGGCCAACCUGAAGACUCACUCUCGCAUCCACUCCGGAGAGAAGCCGUACCGCUGUGACACCUGUGGCGCGCGAUUCGUUCAGGUUGCUCAUCUGCGGGCCCACGUUCUGAUCCACACGGGGGAGAAACCUUACCCCUGUCACACCUGUGGCACCCGCUUCCGCCACCUGCAGACCCUGAAGAGCCAUCUGCGCAUCCACACUGGAGAGAAGCCUUACACUUGUGAGAAGUGUGACCUGCACUUCCGCCACAAGAGUCAGCUGCGUCUUCACCUGCGGCAAAAACACGGGGCCGUCACCAACACCAAGAUCCGCUACAAGGUCCUGACGGAGCCCUACCAGACUAUUCUGCAGGCCUGCUGAAGGCCGUCUGACCUUUCACUCCUUCAUCAGAAUAACAUCUGAAUCAUAACUGCAAGAAAAUGUGGAAUUUGGUGAAUUAUUUUAAAUUGUGAGCACAUGUUUUAGAAUGGAUUCCAUUUGGAGAAAGAGACAUUUACAUGUUGUUGGAUGAGCUAAUCGUGACUCAAUAAGGUUCUUUAGAAAUCCUGGGUGGCCUUUCUGAGAUGGAGAUGGUGUUAAAAAAAAAGUGUUUUUGAAGGUUUGUGAAGGGAUGGAAAGAAGGGAACAAGACAUGGAAAGAGAGGACAAAUGUGUUGGGAUGAGUGGACACUGAAUUUUGAAGAAGUACGAGUAUGUGAAUGGUUUAAAGGAAAGAUAAAGCAGGUUUUACGAAGGAAAGGUGGUGAAUGUGGGAGCUUUAUUAAAGUAAAUUAAAUUGAAAAAUUUGUUUUAAGGCUGGAAAUAUUCUUCUUAAAUAUGUAUUUAACUUUUUUCUUAACCUUGAGGCCUGGGGCCUGCAUGUUCUUUAAAAAAAGUACGCAGUAACAUCUGCUUUUAUAGUCCGAGCAGGCAAAGGACUAGUCAGUAUAGAAGUUAAACGAUAUAUUGUUUUCUGCCAUGAAAAUUUUGAAUUGAGAUGACUGUAAACAAUUGAAUAAGUAAUAAUAAUAUGACAGUUUGUAUGUGUAUGGGUUCAUUUGCUGGACAAAGAUGGUUUUGUACAAUCUAAAUUAAAUCAUUUUAUAUGA
Anarrhichthys ocellatus (wolf-eel) is the source of this 2636-nucleotide messenger RNA. It is a transcript of the gene bcl6b, whose product is annotated as BCL6B transcription repressor. The coding region runs from base 271 to 1908 and encodes 545 amino acids. NCBI's taxonomy places the organism in Eukaryota, Metazoa, Chordata, Actinopteri, Perciformes, Anarhichadidae. The record is from RefSeq and is a predicted model, not a curated record. Gene Ontology annotation, molecular function: DNA-binding transcription factor activity, RNA polymerase II-specific; RNA polymerase II cis-regulatory region sequence-specific DNA binding; protein binding. The transcript has 12 exons. Gene Ontology annotation, biological process: regulation of transcription by RNA polymerase II.